AUGCUGAGCGGCCGUGGGGAGACACGCAGCAGCCGUAGCAGCUCUGAGCCAUGCGUGGCUAUUCGCACGGGCUCAAGGCGGGGGCUCAGCGGGCCGGGGAGGAGGCUGGCUGGUGAAACCCCCCUGGAGUCACAGCUGCCCAGCCCCAAGGGUGCCCAGUAUGGGGCUGGGGUGCCGGAGAGCCGGGCUCUGCCACAGACCACCUGGGUGACCUUGGGCAAGUCCCUUUGUUCCAGCUGUGCAGGGGGUGCAGGGACCAAGCCAGGCUUUAUUUUGGGAGCAGGGGCACGUGGCAGGCGGCAUGGCUGCGUGCAGCCCCUCGCAGAGAGCCCCACCUCGCCGCCGCUCUCCUCCCGGCUGCUUUCCGGUGACCCUUCCCCUUGUCUCUAUCUGGGUUCCCGCGCGCUCGGCCUUGCCCUGGCAGGCUCAGCCUCUCCCUGCCAAAGCAGGAGGAGAUAUGCCUUGCACCUUGCACAGGCAUGCACACGUGCAGACACUCACCUGCCCUGCACAUGCACGCACACCCACCUUGCACACAUGCACAUAACUUGUGCAUGCACACACACUCAUGCACACAUAGGCACACUCCUUGCAGUAAUAUGCACACACACACUCACAUGCGCGCACACACACACCCAUACUUGUACACACCUGCCUACCCACUCAGGUAUAUCUUGCAUGCACAUGCUCACACACACAUCUUGCACACAUGCACACGCUCCCAGUUGGGGGCGGUUACUGGGCUGGACUUGCUUCCAGCCUGGCGGAUGUGACCGAGAGGGCCAUACGAUGGUCCCAGGAGCAGCCCGGGGUGGCACAGCUGGGGCAUGGGCAGCCUGGCACUGGCCUCUGCAGAUGUCAUGGGUGUCACGUGCCUCCCUGACCACACUGGCAAAUUGCAGCUCCCUGCCAGCAGCCUUGGCCUCGCCAGGACGCCCUCGCGGAGAGCUGGGGUGGCCCCUGGCUUGUGGGGGGCAGCUGCAUGGGAACAAGAUGAGAUGA
Molecule: messenger RNA, 1002 nt
Organism: Alligator sinensis (Chinese alligator)
Lineage: Eukaryota; Metazoa; Chordata; Crocodylia; Alligatoridae
Exons: 1
Coding region: 1-1002 (333 amino acids)
Source: RefSeq, a predicted model, not a curated record